AUGAAGAAGAGGAGGUACUUCACGAGUGAACCACCCCCGGACCAUUUAAAUUAUGUGAACACCAAGGACACGUCAAGCGAAAACUGCAACGACUGUUUGGACCAAAAUGAACAAGAUAUAUUCGCUUCGUACCUUCCAAGGGUCAAUCAGAACAUAUAUUUUCCCAAAAGUUUGCGUGAACACAUGAUUAUCGAGUACACGGCUAUGUUUGCAAAUUCGGAAGGCGACAUCGCAGAGUUCUACCUCAAACUAAACAAUGAUGUCCUGAUAAACUUCCCUUUCCUGCAUGUAGACCACCCGCUCCAUGGGUACUACGAACUCGUUAAGGAGAAUACAAAGAGGAGGCUAAUUGAUGACCACCCCAAUUCCAUUCCCACGGUUUUACAUCGUCUGUUUAGACAUGUGCGUAAACUUGAAAAAGACAAAGUCACUAGCAACGAAGUCAAAGAUAACAUGCUAAGGGAAAAACAAAAAAUUAAUAUUAAAGAUGCAAAUGAUAUGAAAGCUAAACUUUCCGAAAGGGAAAAACGAAAAAAAAAAGAAAGAGAGGAUCAGUCCUACUCCUCGCUUUUUAUGAAAUACAUGGAAUCGGAUGAUGAGACAGAUGUAAAAGAGAUUGAAAAGGAAAAACCGAUUGGAACUGAAGACUUACUCGAAAUGGACAAUCUGAUUAACCAAAUUGUUCAUUCCAAGAAGGAAUUGCCCAUAUAUUUUGCCCGACUUCUCAUGCGCUGUAUAGAAAAACUAAAGUACCUCCAAUACGGUUCCAAAGAAUAUGCCUACUUCUCGGAACGAAUAAUGCCUGACGAGAAUUUCCACAAUGGCGCAUUCCCAAACCUUACGUCUGCAGAUUUUCUAAGUCUUCUAUUCCUCCUGGAUGAGAAGAAUCUCGACCGAGAUAAAGCACCUGAGGGGGAUACCAAAGAAGAACCUGUAGCUGAGGGAAAGGACAAAAUCAAGACCAUACAGGAAUGUAGAAGGGAACGCGCUAAAAUGAUACUCCAAGAAUUUAAAAAGGAGUAG
Messenger RNA from Plasmodium knowlesi strain H, 1023 nucleotides. Its product is annotated as conserved Plasmodium protein, unknown function. Lineage: Eukaryota; Apicomplexa; Aconoidasida; Haemosporida; Plasmodiidae. The record is from RefSeq and is a predicted model, not a curated record. The transcript is spliced from 7 exons. Gene Ontology annotation, molecular function: RNA binding. Bases 1 to 1023 code for a protein of 340 amino acids. Gene Ontology annotation, biological process: RNA processing.